AUGGGAGGUAAAUUUAAAUUUUCAAUUGAUCGAGGUGGUACUUUUACAGACAUUUAUGCUAAAUGUCCAAAUGGAAAAGUUCAUGUUAUGAAACUUUUAUCAGUUGAUCCAAUCAAUUAUUCAGAUGCCCCGCGUGAAGGCAUAAGGAGAAUAUUAGAAACAGAAACUGGAAAAAGUAUGCCACAAAGUGAGCCAAUUGAUAGUAGUUAUAUAGAAUGGAUACGGAUGGGUACAACUGUUGCAACAAAUGCUCUUCUAGAACGAAAAGGUGAACGUAUGGCUUUGUUGAUAACUCGUGGUUUCAAAGACUUAUUACAUAUUGGCAAUCAAGCUCGUCCAAAAAUAUUUGAUUUAGAAAUUGUAACACCAGAUGUAUUAUAUGAAGAAGUUAUGGAAAUAGAUUGCAGAGUAAUUAAUUUAAAUUGUGAAAAAUGUGAUCAACCAACUCCAAUUUGGAAAGAUAAGCCAAUUGUCCGAGGUGUCACUGGUGAAGAUAUACUAAUUUUAAAACAAAUAGAUGAAACUUCACUAAAAAAUGACUUAAUUUUAUUAAGAUCUAAAGGAAUUAAUAGUAUUGCUGUUGCUCUAAUGCAUUCUUACACUUAUAAUGAACAUGAGCGUACUGUUGGUAGAAUAGCUAAAGAAGUUGGUUUUGAACAUGUAUCUUUAUCCCAUGAAGUAAUGCCUAUGGUAAAAAUUGUACCACGAGGGUAUACAGCUUGUGCAGAUGCUUAUUUGACUCCACAUAUAAAAAAAUAUAUUGAAGGAUUUGCUUCAGGAUUUAAAAAUAACUUAAAAGAUGUUAAUAUAUUAUUUAUGCAAAGUGAUGGUGGACUAACGCCAAUGAACAGUUUCAAUGGUUCAAGAGCUAUUUUAUCUGGUCCAGCGGGUGGUGUGGUUGGAUACACAGCAACUACUCCUUAUAAGCCUGUUAUAGGCUUUGACAUGGGUGGUACAUCAACUGAUGUUAGUCGCUAUGAUGGAACAUUUGAGCAUGUUUUUGAAUCAAUAACUGCUGGUGUUACAAUUCAAGCUCCUCAACUAGAUAUAAAUACUGUUGCAGCUGGUGGCGGUAGCAGAUUAUUUUUUAGAUCAGGAUUAUUUAUUGUUGGACCCGAAAGUGCUGGGGCUCAUCCAGGACCAACAUGUUAUAGAAAAGGAGGUCCAUUAACUGUUACUGAUGCUAAUCUAGUUCUUGGUAGACUAUUACCUGAAUACUUUCCUUCAAUAUUUGGUAAAACUGAAAACAUGCCAUUAAAUAAAGAAGCAUCCUUAAAAGAAUUUGAAGCCUUGACUAAUGAAGUUAACAACUUUGUAAGACUUCAAUCUGGAAGUUCAAAUCUAAUGACCCUUGAAGAAGUUGCAAUGGGAUUCAUAAGAGUUGCAAAUGAAUCAAUGUGUCGUCCAAUUAGAGCUCUAACUCAGGCAAGAGGAUAUGAUACUAGACAGCAUACACUAGCUUGUUUUGGAGGAGCUGGUGGACAGCAUGCUUGUGCUAUUGCACGUUCCUUAGGAAUUGGUCGUGUUGUUAUUCAUAAAUAUGCUGGCAUUCUGUCUGCCUAUGGUAUGGCAUGUGCUGAUGUUGUUCAUGAGGUUCAAGAGCCUUGUGCAUUAACAUAUGACAUUGAAAACUUUGAAUAUUUAAACGAACGAAUCAUUAUGUUGAGUUCAAAAUGUAUUGAUGAACUUAAAAAACAAGGAUUCUCAGAUAAUCAACUACACACUGAACCAUUUUUACAUUUAAGAUAUGAAGGUACAGAUUGUGCUCUUAUGUGUUCAGCCAGUUAUGAUGGCACAGUUAAUUCCAGCUUAGUUCAUGGAGAUUUUUUAAAUGGAUUUCUUACAAGAUACCAAAAAGAAUUUGGAUUCAUACUAUCUGGGCGUAAAAUAUAUGUUGAUGAUAUACGUAUAAGAGGCAUUGGUAAAACAUUGUUAAAUAUUGACAACGAAGAAGUUAAAACUGAUGAACCUCCACAAAUUGAAUCAGUCAAACAAAUAUAUUUUGAAAACAUGGGUUAUAUCGAUUGUAAUAUUUAUCUAUUUAGCAAGCUAAAUAUAGGGCAUUUAAUAAAUGGCCCAGCAGUAAUAAUGGACAAAUUGAGUACAAUAUUAGUCGAGCCUAAGUGCAAAGCCAUAAUAAGUAAAUCUGGCGAUAUUGAAAUUGAAGUUAAUUGUGAUGAGCUUACUAAAAUUGGGAUUGAACUUGAACCAAUUCAAUUAAGUAUUUUUUCUCAUAGAUUCAUGAGUAUUGCUGAACAAAUGGGAAGAAUACUUCAGAGAACGUCAAUAUCUACUAACAUUAAAGAGCGUUUAGAUUUUUCAUGUGCAUUAUUUGGCCCAGAUGGUGGAUUAGUAUCAAAUGCACCUCACAUUCCUGUACAUCUAGGUGCUAUGCAAGAAGCUGUUCAAUAUCAAAUUAAAUCAAUUGGCAAUGAGAUCAAAGAAGGUGAUGUAAUUCUCAGCAAUCAUCCAAAAGCAGGUGGCUCUCAUUUGCCUGAUUUGACUGUCAUAACACCUGUAUUUUAUCCUGGACAAUUAAAACCUGUCUUUUAUGCUGCAAGUCGGGGACACCAUGCAGAUAUUGGGGGUAUAACACCAGGAUCAAUGCCACCACAUUCUAAAUCAUUGUCAGAAGAAGGAGCCCAGUUUAAAAGUUUCUUCUUAGUUCGCAGUGGACGUUUCUGUGAGAAAGAAGUUACCGAUGCUCUUAUGGCUCCUGCAUUAUUACCUGGAUCUUCUGGCACUAGAAACCUCAAGGAUAAUUUAUCAGAUUUGAAAGCACAAAUUGCAGCGAAUCAAAAAGGUAUUUACUUGGUGACUGAACUCAUAAAUUCUUAUGGAUUAGAUGUUGUUCAAGCAUACAUGGACCAUAUACAAAAAAAUGCAGAAAUUUCAGUUAGAGACAUGUUGAAAAACAUUGGUAAUGCUAAUUAUUCAGCUUGUGGAUUGAAAACAUUGGAAUCAGUUGAUUAUUUAGAUGACGGAUCCACUAUAAAACUUUCAGUUCAAAUAAAUGUACAAAAUGGAGAAGCUAUAUUUGAUUUUAGUGGAACUAGUUAUGAAGUUUGGGGAAAUUGUAAUGCCCCAAAAGCUAUUACAUUGUCAGCAUUAAUAUAUUGCUUAAGAAGUAUGAUUGGUUACGAUAUACCAUUAAAUCAAGGUUGCCUGAAACCCAUCACAGCAAUUAUUCCUUCUGGAACUAUACUUGAUCCAUCAGAGAAUGCUGCUGUGGUUGGUGGUAAUGUAUUAACUUCGCAACGUGUUGUCGAUGUUGUGUUGAAAGCAUUUGGUGCUGCUGCAGAUAGUCAAGGUUGCAUGAAUAACAUAACAUUUGGUCAAGAUGAUUGGGGUUACUAUGAAACUGUUGCUGGUGGUGCAGGAGCUGGUCCUACGUGGAUUGGUCGUAGUGGAGUUCACACUCACAUGACAAAUACUCGUAUAACAGAUCCUGAAAUAUUAGAAAAACGUUAUCCUGUGUUUUUAACUACAUUUACAUUACGUGAAAACUCUGGGGGAACCGGAAAAUAUCAUGGUGGCGAUGGAGUUGUGAGAGAAUUACAAUUUAGAUCUCCCGUAACUUUGUCAAUACUAACAGAAAGGCGAUCUUUUGCUCCUAAUGGAAUCAAAGGAGGUGAAAAUGGGAAAAAAGGCGAAAAUCUAUUAAAAAAACACGAUGGCAGAAAAAUUAGACUAGGUGCUAAAACUGCAGUCAACAUUGAUCCCGGUGACACAUUUUUGUUAUUGACUCCUGGUGGUGGUGGAUAUGGAUCGUCAUCUGAUGAUAACAACACUGUAACAACUGUAAAGAAGCCUAUUUGUUGCUCAACUUUAGAACGAGGAUCUGGGUAUAACUACCGUAUGCUGCAAGAAUCUGUUUAAAAGCAAAACAUUUUAUCUAUUCAUUUAAUUUUUCUAAUUCUAUUUAUAUUUGAUUGGUCUAUAUUCUACUAUAAUCGAUUCAAAUAUAUGUCUUGUCAAAUUGUUUUACUUAUUUGUUCUUACUUUAAAUAAUAAUUCUAUACUUUAUUAUUCUUAAACUUUUAAAUUUAAUAUCAAAACCAUGAUACUUUAUAAAUUAACAUUGUUACCAAAACACUUUUUAAAGCAUCAAAUAUGUAUGAUGGAAUGUGAUACAAUUAAAUGUUAUACUAAUACAAUAAUUAUUAAAUAUGUUUUAUUUUAUAGUUUAUUUUAAUGAUUGUUAACUAUUGUCAAUUGAUGUAAAUUGUUCUAUUCGAUGUGAUAUUAAUUCAUGCUUGUUUUUGUCAUAACCUGAGAUUAUAGUAUAUUUCUACUUUA
Messenger RNA from Rhopalosiphum maidis (corn leaf aphid), 4299 nucleotides. Its product is annotated as 5-oxoprolinase-like. The transcript is spliced from 22 exons. Gene Ontology annotation, molecular function: 5-oxoprolinase (ATP-hydrolyzing) activity. The coding region runs from base 1 to 3879 and encodes 1292 amino acids. The record is from RefSeq and is a predicted model, not a curated record. Gene Ontology annotation, cellular component: cytosol. Gene Ontology annotation, biological process: glutathione metabolic process. Lineage: Eukaryota; Metazoa; Arthropoda; Insecta; Hemiptera; Aphididae.